AUGAAGUCUACUUUGAUAGACGUUCAUACCCACAUCUACCCUCCAGCUUACCUUCGACUACUCCGCUCUCGCAAGCAAGUGCCGUAUCUUCUCGAUCUACCGAAUCACGAAGGGGAUGAGGACUCAACUCAUUCAGAUUCUCCCUCACCUCGACUGAUCAUUUUACCAUCUGACAAUGACCAAAGGAUACCACCAGCCAAGCGUGGUCGUCCACUUGACUCCGGGUACUCUUCUGUGCCUGAAAUACUGGAGUUCAUGGAUGUGCAUGGCAUAGGGAAAAGUAUUCUCAGCCUCGCAAAUCCAUGGCUUGAUUUUCUCCCCGCCUCUGAGGGCCCCAAGUGGGCGCUGACCAUCAAUCAGGAGCUUGAGGAGGUUUGUGCUUCCAGUGAGGGAAGGUUGUAUACCUUCGGCGCCUUGCCUCUUUCAGCCCCUCCACCUCAGAUCUGCGAGGCAAUUCAGUCGCUCGGCGGCUCACCGCAUGUCAAAGGUGUCAUUAUCGGCACGUCUGGUCUCGGUCAAGGUCUCGAUGACCCAGCUCUCGAGGAAGUAUACGCCACUCUUCAGCAAAGUCAAACAUUAGUAUUUCUCCACCCGCACUAUGGAUUACCUAGCACGGUAUAUGGUCCCAGAGCACACGAGUCUGGUCAUGUUCUACACCUCUCGUUAGGUUUUCCGCUGGAGACUACCAUAUCAUUCACCCGUAUGUAUGUGAGUGGAGUAUUCGACCGCUUUCCGCGCCUCAAAAUCCUCAUCGCGCACGCGGGAGCAACAAUCCCGUUUCUUGCAGGGAGAAUCAGUAGUUGUAUCGAACACGAAAGGCUCUAUCAUGACAUGGAUGGGACGCGGGUCGGAGGACCGGAACGAAGCCUGCAAGAGGUCUUGACAACGAAUGUCUGGGUUGAUGCAGUGGUCUACUCUGCCAGCGCGGUGCAAGCGGCCGCCGACGUCGUUGGCAGAGAUCGAGUCUUGUUCGGGACCGAUCACCCCUUCUUUCCACCCUUAAAGGCUGGAGCGGAGGAGUGGAUGAGUGUGAAGACUAACGUGCAAGCAGUCCGAGAAGCCUUUGAGAAGGCCGAAGUGGUGGAUGGGAUACUUGGCGGAAACGCAACAAAGCUGCUUGAUCUACCGUAA
Bacidia gigantensis is the source of this 1131-nucleotide messenger RNA. RefSeq lists its product as uncharacterized. Gene Ontology annotation, molecular function: hydrolase activity; carboxy-lyase activity. Gene Ontology annotation, cellular component: cytoplasm; cytosol. The record is from RefSeq and is a predicted model, not a curated record. Gene Ontology annotation, biological process: secondary metabolic process. Bases 1 to 1131 code for a protein of 376 amino acids. The transcript has a single exon. Lineage: Eukaryota; Fungi; Ascomycota; Lecanoromycetes; Lecanorales; Ramalinaceae.